Molecule: messenger RNA, 6123 nt
Organism: Psilocybe cubensis
Lineage: Eukaryota; Fungi; Basidiomycota; Agaricomycetes; Agaricales; Agrocybaceae
Exons: 14
Coding region: 1-6123 (2040 amino acids)
Biological process (GO): regulation of DNA-templated transcription
Molecular function (GO): protein binding; DNA binding
Source: RefSeq, a predicted model, not a curated record
AUGUCCAAUCCUGUCCCUGCAUGGCAGACCGAAGAGCUCCAGGACGAGUGGCCCGAGGAAGAGGAAGGCGCAGAAGAGGAAGAGAAUAAUUUGUCCUAUGGCAGCCGAUCCGUAUCUCUUACUGUACCCCUUAGCACCCACAUCCAUACCACUGCCGAUUUUGAACCCGACGUCACACCCUCUGGAAGUGGCCGGGCACCAGCUGGCACUUUUGUGGUGCGAGAAGAAGUUGCGCAUGCUCCUUUACUACCCAAGACACCAGGUCGGAACAAGAAGAACGCAAUUAAGGAUUUCUUUACACCACUGCCACUCGAAAGAAUGUUCGAACCUCCAUCACCACCAGUCCAGGAUGGACACGCUUCAAGAGCAUCUAAUCCAAGUCCAUUAUCACAUGUGUCAAAUGCUCAGACUGUGGAGGAAGUAGAGCAAGCUGAGGAAGAGGAAGAGGAGGAUGAAAUUAUGGAGACGGACAUGCCGAACAUGAAUUCUUUUCACGGUCGAAAAGCCACUCAGGGGUGUCAAUUCACGUUUGCCAUGCCUCGGAGCGGGCCUUCUCGACCAAGUCCUCUUCCGCAAGCGCAGAGCACACCAAAUCCACCGACAGUUGCGAACAACGUUGCUCCUCUCACAGAUCCCCGACUAAGGCUCUUUCAAUUUCAAUACGACACUUACACCCGUGAACAUCUGUCUGCACUGGUGGAUUCAAUUGCCAUUAACACCCCCUCUGGCACUGGAACUGGCACAACUGCCACUCCGACGAGCUUCAACAAUGGGUUGUCUCGUGUUUCUGAAGUGACUGGUACAGCUGCCAACAUGUCUCACAUGCGCAGUACGAAGCGUAUUAAACUCAGCCCUUCUAGCGACCUCUAUGGCGGUAGCCCUCCCCAAGCGACCAUCGCGCGUCCGAAAAUCUAUGGUAAAGAUUAUGUCGGAGAAUCUCUCUCCCUCAUGCAAAAAAUCAAGCAAGCCCGCGACUAUUCGACAAUCUCUACGGUCGCGAGUACUCAGACGAAUUCGCCUUCCGUCGUAGAGGAAGAGUCCGCGAAAAAGAAAUCGGACCGCUAUCUGAACUUGAAACAACAACAACAACCUUCUGGAUCCCAACGAAAACCUUCAUUUCUUGCUGUGCCGGAACAAACUAGCAGUAAUCCAUCAUCGUCUGGAACAGCUUCUCAAUCUACUUCUUAUUCAUCAUCAUCAUACCGCCAGAAAGCUGCAGCUCUCAUGGACCAAAUUAAGAGCGAUGUAAAGCGGCAGAAACGCAUCUUUUCAGGGGACACAGAAACCUCGCAUGUUACCACACAUGUGGAAGACAGUGAUACUUCUAUUAUGGCGAGCGUCAAGAGCGUAAGCGAUAUUAAGGAAAACUCUCGCCAUUCACACCGGCGAACGUCCUCUCUGAAAAAGAAUUUAAUCUCGCGGGCGAGUCCACGUAAACAAGGAAAACAAAACAUAGAAGAUACCGAUAUAGCGCAUAAUCUUUCCCGUUUAUCUAUUCAACAGCAACAACCACAACAACAGCAUCCCAUUGUCAACGUCACUCUAAUACCAGCAUCGCAAUCUGUAUUACCAUCUAAUAUACCUCACGAAAUUGGCCAAGAUGGCCAACAACGCGCACCGCCUCCAUCGAGUUUGGCACCACCCUCAUAUCCCUCAAAUUCAGUUCGAUUAUCAACCAAUGAAGACAUGAAUAGAUUUGUAUCAUCAAGCACUACCGCGUCGGGCACGACUAUUACCGCGGGUAGCGCGCCAUCAUUUGUGAAGCACGCUGGACCUGCUCACAUCCGCACCAUCGCGCCAACUGACUUGCCAUCACUCCCAGAGAGAUUUGGUGAUAUGUUGUUUGACAAGGUCAUGAUGCGAUGGGUCAAAAACACGGCUCAGGCAACGAUGGAUCCCGAGAAAGCAAUAAAUCAGACAGAAGAGCUUAGUGACGAUCCGUUUGGUGACAUUGAGAGUUUGCGCGAUGAUUCGAGGCCGGCGGAGGGAAAUACGCAACCUGCUGCGUCUCCCAGCCCAGAGCCACAGCAAGAGGAAGAACAAUUUGAGCACGCAGAAGAAGAAGAAGGGGCUAACGAGGACGAAGGUCCUGUGGUGGUCAGCGCUGGCGCAGGGGUUGGUGAAAUGAGCAGGAUCUCAGAACACUCUGAGGUGGAAGAUGCAGAGGAACUGGAACUGUCCAACUUUUCGACAGAUGCGUCUGUGCAAUCUGCGCAUAUAGUGCAUUUGAUGACAGGCGUGGACACGGCUGAGUAUGAGGAUGAGACGUCAGACUCGGAAGACGACCAUGAUCUGCAUACGGCGACGCAGAGAGCAGAGAUCAAUGAUGCGGAAUUUGACUCGGAAUAUGAGGAUUCGCCGUCGCGGAACAAUCGUACUGUUGAUGUAUUGUCGCCGCCGCGUAGAGUGCCUUCCGUGUCCGCCCCCGCCUCCGCUUCGGUACCCGGCCCGCUUCAUCCAGAGCAGCAGCAGCAACAGCAGCAACAAUUCCUCACUGUACAGACAGUGCAGGUGCAUGCGGUGACGUCGUUCAGUACGCCGAGCCGUGGGCAUUCCAGCCUGAUGGCGGGCACACCGGUCAUAAAAUCUGCGAUGAAGAGCAACAGCGUGACGCCAACUUCUGCACUGAAGAAUGGAUCGUAUCGGCAUAACUAUCAAACUCCAGAUCACAAGAAGGCGCACCACAGGUCAGUUAGCUUUUCUGACGGAAAACGGGAAGGUCCAAUUCAAGGCAUUGGUGCUUCUGGUGGAGGGCCCCAGUCAGUCCGGUCAAAGCGCAUAGCCGACUUGAUGGACGCGUUAGAGUACUCUGAUUUGGACGAGGAGGAUUCGCCUUCAAAAGUGAGCAGCUCUGGGCGACCAGAAGAGCUCCAGCCGUUAGGCUCUCGACAGCAGCGCGCUAGCGCGACAUCGGGCAGCAUUUCGCCUGCUAGUAAUGUGGGUGGAGCGACGUCUCCACGGCGUGCGUUUUCGAGGACGUACAGCAACGCCAGCAGCAGCAGUAAUAAACAGCGUGCACAAUCGUCGCCUGGAAGGCAGCAGAGCUUCGCGAAGGCGAAUGGGACAUUCCUGACAGAAUGCUCGUUUGGUGUCGCGCAUGAUAGGCUGGUAGAGGUGAUUACUGACGUGCAGCCGUUCGAACCUCAUUGGGAGGAACUCGCGUCAAUAGACUUGUCAGGCGCCAAACUGGAGAGUGUCGCACGGCUAAAGGAGUUCCUGCCCCGCCUUGACGCGCUUAGCCUGAAUAAUAAUGAGUUGGCUUGGCUGAGUGGGAUUCCGGGGACUGUUAGGACGUUAUCUGUCGCUCAUAAUUUUCACCUGCUCAAUCUGGAGAAUCUUGACAUUAGCAAUAAUGAAGUGGAAUCCCUGCGUCAGUUGGAAUGUUUGCGGCACCUGCGCGAGCUCCGGGCCGAUGGAAAUAAGAUAACGAGCGCGGAUGGGUUACAACGCAUGGAUGGGCUAGUGAAGCUUAGCCUUCAAGGGAAUGUGAUCGAGCGUAUUGAUUUUGGGCAGUAUCGAUGGAGCCGACUGGAGAUGCUGAACAUCAGUCACAAUUGCCUUGAUAGGAUGCAAGGACUAUCAUCAUUGCAAUCGCUGAUUGCAUUAAACGCAGAUAUGAACAAGCUGGGUGAACUAGAAGUGAGCGGGACGAUGGGACGACUUAGGAUUCUUCGCGUUAGUGGGAAUCGGCUGAAAAAUCUGGAUGUUGGGAGGAUGAUGAACCUUCGCACGCUCUAUGCGGAUAACAACGGGCUUGCGGGUCUCGUAAAAGUGGAUCGCCUGACUAAACUGGAGAACUUGAGUGUGCGGAAUCAGAGUAAUCCGCUGAAAUCUGAUUUCAUGGUGGAACCGUGCUACAAUUUGGUCUAUUUGGAGCUUGCAGGCUGCAGACUGACCGCGCUGCCCGAGGGGAUGGCGAGACUGCUGCCUAAUCUAAGGGUGCUGAAUCUGAACUACAACUUCCUGGAAGAUGUUCGGGCCCUGGAAGGACUCACGAGGCUGAAGAAACUGACGAUAAUUGGGUCCCGAUUGAAGAACAGCAAGCCUCUGAUCCGUCUGGCACAGAAGAUGCCGGAGGCGGAGAUGCUAGACUUUCGGAUGAACCCAUGUACACUGGGAUGGUACCUUCCUGUGCUGAUGUCGGAGGGCGGGGGGGCAGUGUCGGAGGGCGGGAGGGGAGGGGCGGGAUGGCAGGAACUGGACAGCGCAUUCCGACGGGAUCUGCCGGAUGGAGCAUAUAUCGGGCGGCUCGCGUACCGAGGGCUGAUUAUGGAAUCGUGCGCUGGUUUGGUUCAGCUGGACGGAGUGCGGGUGAGCUGGAAAGAGCGGCGAAAGGCAGGACAGCUAUUGGAGGGUAUUCUUGGACGGAAACGAACUGGCGCCAAAGACUCUGAGUUUAUAACUGACAUUUCGCCCUCCGUCACUCCGCCCAUCCUACUCCUACUCUUGCUUACAACCGCCCCGCCUCCCAGGCCCGACUCGCUCGACUACGACUCGCGCCGCAUGUCCAGCUCGGCCGCGUCGACCGCGGACACCGACAGCAGCAGCAUCCUCUCCCGCCCAGAAAAGCGCUCACUCACUCCCGCCGACGACCCCCAGCCAAAGAAACAGCGCGCGUCGGGCGAUCCUCCAGCAUGGGACAUCGAUUCCGCAUCGAGCACCCAUUCCUAUGAAAAACACUCCCCCGACGCCGCCCUCGACCAUGCCAAGGUCCAGCUGCCGUCCAUCUCCACCACCUUUGAGGACUCGUACCGCCACGAUGUCCGCCGCGCGUCUCUCCCCACUCUCCGCCAUGCCCCGUAUCCCCCAACCAGUCUCCGCCAAAACUACACCCACGCGCCAGGCACCCAGUCCAGUCUCUCCUCCUACACCUUCCCCGCACCCGCAGACGACCACCAGGACCGUCGUCCCCGCGUCUCUACAGACGUGCCAUUUGGCGGAAGCGCGUCUUAUGACCAGUAUCCCAGCUCCGGGUUGUCUACAGGCACAACGCCGUCGAGCUCGUUUUCGCACUUUAACGAGGUGCGCACGCCAGGGCUCUCUCCGUAUUCCGAGUCGGAGAGCUGGAAUCCCUCGCCGUCGGGCAUUGUACGGCCCAGCUCUACUCCAGGACAGCUAUCAAGUCCGGCCGUAAAAUAUGAUGACGGGUUACGCCAUGCCUCGUUUAGCGCGCCCAUGUCCCAGGCACACAUGUUUGGUUCGGCUCGCAUAUCGGGUCAGCACGAUCGUAGGUCCAUGUCUGGCAUAAAGGGCGACUGGUCUUUCCCAAACCAAGACUUUGUUCUCCCCUCUGGAAAUCAGCAAUACUCUCCCUCACUUGGUCCUGCUGCUCCCAACAUCUCCGUAUCCUCUCCAUCUCGCUCACCGCCCUCAAUGCCCUCCUCUGCCCUCGUCGACCGCCCCACCCGCAAGCGCGGCAAGCUCCCCAAGGAGACCACCGACUAUCUCAAGGCCUGGCUCCAUCGCCACUCUGACCACCCUUACCCCAGCGAGGAGGAGAAAAAACAGCUCUGCCAUGCCACUGGCCUCAGCAUGAGCCAAGUUUCCAACUGGAUGAUCAACGCUCGUCGUCGCAUCCUUGCCCCUGCUCACCGUGCAGCAUCUGGGCCCACUACCACCGCGCCAUUUCCCCCCUCGGGACGUAGCGCUUCUCUCUCUGGGCUCCUCGACCCCAUGGGUCGCCGGGCGUCUAUGCCUGCCGCUGACGCCCUCCAGCUCUACCACCCCAUGACUCUUCAGUCUAUGCCCAAUAGCCCCAACGGCCACCACCACUCUUCUGACUACAGCUCGCGCCACAUGAUGGGCAUGUCCUCUUCCAGGUCUACCCACCAUCUCGGCGGCGGUGGCGGCAUGUACGACUCCCAUAGCAGCAGCCGCCAUAUGGGGCUGUACAGCCAGGGCGGCUCCCAUAGCUCAGGCGGCGCUCACACGCAGUCGUCAGGGUAUGGCAUGUCCUCGGACGUCCCUCUCUCGGCGCCACCGUCACUGUCGGGCAACCCCUUCUCGUCGCACGGCGGCUCCCAUGGCUCUUCAGGCCAGGGCAUGUACCCUUCUCUCCUCCCUAGCCCCCGCUCUUCCAGCCAGCAGCAGUACUUCAACGACGCACCCUCCCACUCGGGAUGA